Molecule: messenger RNA, 873 nt
Organism: Morus notabilis
Lineage: Eukaryota; Viridiplantae; Streptophyta; Magnoliopsida; Rosales; Moraceae
Product: F-box protein At2g02240
Exons: 3
Coding region: 1-873 (290 amino acids)
Molecular function (GO): protein binding
Source: RefSeq, a predicted model, not a curated record
AUGGAAAAACAGGGAAAUUUAGAGCUCAACAUCUCAAACUUGCCAAAGAAGUGCAUUUCCCACAUUCUUUCGCUUACCUCUCCUCGGGACGCGUGCAGAUGCACCGCAGUCUCCACCAAGUUUUGCUCCGCCGCAGAAUCCGACGUGGUUUGGGAGAAGUUCUUGCCGCCCUGUUGGGAGUACAUUGUGUCCAGAUCGGUUUCUCCAUUGGUGUUUUCCUCCAAGAAAGAGCUUUACUUUCGUCUCUGUCACUCUCCAGUCCUUGUAGAUGGAACUAAGAACAAGAGUUUUGUAUUAGACAAAAUUAGUGCCAAAAUAUGUUGUAUGUUCGGACCCGGGGACCUAUCCAUGUCAUGGGAUCAAUAUAGUCUCCGUGUAGACCAAAAUGCUUUGGGUCCAGUGUUUUUCCGAGUACCCAACUACAAACCAGUUACUUCAAGAUUUUCAGAGAUGACAUACAUAUACGACAUAGCACAACUUUUGAUCCAAGUGAGGGUAAACCGACGGUUGCUAUCCCCAAACACACACUAUGUUGCCCACUUUGUUUACACACCGCGGUUCAACGACAUUGAGUUCCCUCCAUUACAGCGAGUAUCGGUCAGAUAUGUUGAAGAAGGAAUCGAGAAAGUUGUAAUGAGCGAUGCUUAUUUAGAUGAUGAUUUUCUCUCGCGUGAAAAUGAGGGAUUCCAUUCUCGAGAUCGAGAUGACGGUUGGACAGAAAUGGAGAUGGGGGAAUUCUUCAAUGGUGAUGAUCAUGAUGAUGAUAAUGUGGUGGCCAUCUCCUUGUGGGAAGUAAGCGGACCUUAUAUAAGGAUGCUGCGUAAUGGACUUAUUGUUCAAGGCAUUGAGCUUCGGCCAAAGGUGGUUGUAUAA